GCAAACACUACAAAAAAAAGAAAUCAGAAUAUAAGAAGAAAAAAGUAACCAGGAAAAAGUUAAAACUUUGAAGGAACUAAAGGAUGUCAGAUGGAAGGAUGGGAUAUAAUUUUCCAGCUUGACUGUAAUGACGGAAUACGGACGCAUGAGGGCGGUAAUGUGAGAGAACACGUGCCAAACCAAUCCCAGAUAAGGAGAAGAAGAAGAGCGUCAUUGUGUAGACUCUAUUGCUUGCUGUCCACGCUGUUAACCUCUUUAUGUUUGCUAAACUAUCAUAUUUGAAGAAAUCUAUAAACAAAUUGAAAAUAUUUAAGUCGAGUUUUCGUUUUGUCCCGCCAAACCGUGUAUUUACGAAGCACGAGCGCCUAGCUUGAGGUUUGUGAAGCUUUGGGCUAAUAAACAAUCAAGAGGCGAAGCCGUUUAAACUCCUGAACAGACACUUUUAGCAUCGCGUCUGCAAGGUUUCCACUUGCACAGUCAACAAUUCAUGCAGAGACAUCUCCUCACAUCAAUCCAUAGGACUCUCUGUUUAGUUCGACAACCUUCUGGUUCUUUCGUUAGGCGUCAGCAGCUCUCUUUUGUGUGCAGAGUCGCUUCUUUGCCUUCUGCUGACCAGCUCCCCUCUAGUUUUUCUGCAGAAAGACUCUCACAGCAAACCCGUUUUUUUCACUCAAUCCCCCCCAAACCUAGCCUCCUCCGCUCCUCUGCUCCCUGGCUGUUCCUGCGACGGUGUUUCUCUCUUCCACUCGACAUGUCGGAGCAGAGGUUCCUCGUGGAGUACGCCAAACGCGGCACCGCGGGCUGCAAGAAAUGCAAGGACAAAAUCCCGAAGGGCAUCGUGAGGAUCGGCAAAAUCGUGCCAAAUCCCUUCAGCGAGUCUGCUGGGGAGAUGAAGGAGUGGUAUCACGUGAAGUGCAUAUUCGAGAAGCUAGAGAGGGCGAGGGCCACCACGAAGAAGAUUGAAGACAUCACUGAUCUGGAGGGCUGGGAGGAACUGCAGGACGAAGACAAGGAGCUCAUUAACAAGCACGUUUCAGACUUGAUGGCCAAAGUCAAUGCAAGCCCCAAAAAGAAAGUUCAAGCCAAGCUGAACCCUACAGGUCAGCUCAUGGCUCCCCCCGCCGACCCAUCCGUCAACGCUCCACGAAAGUUCUCAGGCUUCACCGCUGCGAAGGCCGGCAGCUCCGCAGCGAUCUCAUCGCCGCCUGCCGCUGCAGCCGGGCAAGGCAGCGCUCUGUCCACCCAGCUGUGCGACCCCAAACACAAGGACUGCCUCCUCCGGGAGUUUCGCAAACUCUGCGCCGUCGUCGCUGAAAACAACAGCUACAACACCAAGACGCAGAUUAUUGAGAAGUUUCUGAAGAAAGGGACGGGUGGAGAUAAGUUCCAUGGAGAUCUUUACCUGACGGUGAAACUGCUGCUGCCGGGCGUCGUGAAAAGCGUCUACAACCUCAACGACAAGCAGAUCGUGAAACUCUUCAGCCGCAUAUUCAGAUCCAACCAGGAAGACAUGGUUCGAGACCUGGAACAGGGCGACGUGUCAGAGACGGUCCGGAUGUUCUUUGAGGAGAGUAAAUCCUUUCCUCCUGCAUCCAAGAGCCUCCUCACCCUUCAGGAAGUGGACGAGUCAUUGACCCGCCUCGCCCAGCUGACGAAGGAGGACGAGCAGCAGAACGAGCUGGAAGCCAUCGCCAAAAAAUGCACCAGCAAUGACCUGAAAUGCAUCAUCAGACUGAUUAAGCACGACCUGAAAAUGAACGCCGGAGCGAAGCACGUGUUGGACGCCGUGGAUCCAAACGCCUACGAUGCUUUCAAGGCCUCCCGGAACCUGGGCGACGUCAUCCAGAGGGUUCUGAGGAACCAGCAGGAGGCGUCGAACGGGUCGGGACCCCGGAAGCUGCUGACGGUGGAGGCGUCACUCAUGACCCCCGUGCAGCCCAUGCUGGCAGAAGCUUGUAAAUCCAUCGACCAGGCCAUGAAAAAGUGUCCCAACGGGAUGUACGCCGAGAUCAAGUACGACGGCGAGCGGGUGCAGGUCCACAAGAGCGGCGACUCGUUCAGCUACUUCAGCCGCAGCCUCAAACCCGUGCUGCCGCACAAGGUGGCCCAUUUCAAAGACUACAUCCCUCAGGCCUUUCCUGGAGGACACAGUAUGAUUCUGGAUGCUGAGGUCCUCCUAAUUGACACAAAGAGCAGCAAACCUCUGCCCUUUGGGACUUUGGGGAUACACAAGAAAGCCGCCUUUCAAGACGCCAACGUGUGCCUUUUUGUUUUCGACUGCAUCUACUUCAAUGGCGUGAGCCUCAUGGAGCGGCCUCUGAAGGAACGCAGGAAGUUCUUGACCGACAACAUGGUGGAAGUUCCCAACCGGAUCCUCUUCUCAGAGAUGAAGCACGUCACCAGAGCAGGAGAUCUGGCUGACAUGAUAACUCGGGUCAUCAGAGAAGGACUCGAAGGUCUGGUGCUCAAAGACAUCAAGAGCACCUACGAGCCAGGCAAGCGCCACUGGCUGAAAGUGAAGAAGGACUAUCUGAACGAAGGCGCCAUGGCGGACACGGCUGACCUGGUGGUGCUCGGCGCUUUUUAUGGGAAAGGAUCCAACGGUGGCAUCAUGUCCAGUUUCCUGAUGGGCUGCUACGAUCCCGACUCAAAGAAAUGGUGCACCGUGACCAAGUGCUCCGGAGGAUACGAUGACGCCAUGUUGGCCCGGCUCCAGAAGGAGCUGGAUGUGAUUAAAAUCAGCAAGGAGCCCGGCAAAAUCCCCGGCUGGCUGAAAAUCGUGAAGAACUAUUAUCCAGACUUCAUCAUCCGCGACCCUGAGCGAGCGCCGGUCUGGGAGAUCACCGGCGCCGAGUUCUCCAAGUCGGAAAUGCACACCGCCGACGGCAUCUCCAUCCGCUUCCCACGCAUGACGAGAAUCCGUGACGACAAAGACUGGAAGACCGCCACCAACCUGCACCAGCUCAGGGAGCUGUUCCGCAUCUCCAAGGAGCACUGCGACUUUAAAGUGACGGCCGGCCCGUCGACCGCCGACGACAACAAAGGGUCCUCAGGGGGGGACAGCGGGGGGAGCUCGCCGUCGCCCUCCUCCAACAGAAGCGCCCCCCCACAAAAGACCCCUAACAGAACGCCAACGAAAGCAAAGCCGCAGAAGUCGGAACCCCGCACACCCGGCUCAGAAGCUUCCAGCGCCAAAAAGAUGAAGAAAAGUGAAAAUGUCAACAGCAACGGGCAGAGCAAACCCAAAGUGACCCCCCAGCUGCUGGAGCCCAGGAACGACAAGACGUUGCUGGACAUCUUCAGCGGGGUGAAGCUCUUCCUGCCCGCCUCCAUCCAGGACUCCGACAGACUCCGGAGGUACUUCGUGGCGUACGACGGAGACCUGGUGGCGGAUUACGAGGCCGCCUCCGCCACGCACACGCUGGCCCCGCCCGAAGAGGACAGCCGGGCUCAGAGGGUGUCGCCCAGCUGGAUCUGGGAAUGCAUCCGGAAGAGGCGCGUGGUGCCGCCCUGCUGAGACAGACAUCCACCUCAGGAAAGCUCUGCAGAUGAACCAGCAGAACUAAAGAACUGUUUUUGUUUUUCUACUGCAAAAAUCAUGAACUGAACACGAGACGUAGAUGAAUUCAGGUUUUUGUUCUCAUAGCUGUUUAGAAUCUAAAGCUUGUAAACUUUAUUAAAUCUUUGGUUUGUGUCACACAAACAUGAAACUCUUUGUUGUUUUUAGCAACUUGAGGCUAAAAAAGGAAAACUUUUAGAGAAAACCACGUUUACCUUUACAUGGACGCAGUAUAGUCUCGUUAGGAGCAGCAGUCAAAACAAAAUACUGUUGAAUCAAAUCCUCCAAUGCAGCUCAAUCAUUUACAUUCAAGUCUAGAUAGUUCAGGAGAGUUUAAAUAAAAGUUUGAAGUUGUCACACAAAAGAUUUAAUAGAGUCUAAAAACAGGUUUUUAACACUUUCAACAAUUGCACAUUUCCAAGGCAACAUCACGCUUAACAUUAACUAGUGUAAAUGCAGA
Messenger RNA from Oryzias melastigma (Indian medaka), 4019 nucleotides. It is a transcript of the gene lig3, whose product is annotated as ligase III, DNA, ATP-dependent. The record is from RefSeq and is a predicted model, not a curated record. The coding region runs from base 488 to 3517 and encodes 1009 amino acids. The transcript is spliced from 21 exons. Gene Ontology annotation, biological process: mitochondrial DNA repair; double-strand break repair via alternative nonhomologous end joining; DNA biosynthetic process. Gene Ontology annotation, cellular component: DNA ligase III-XRCC1 complex. NCBI's taxonomy places the organism in Eukaryota, Metazoa, Chordata, Actinopteri, Beloniformes, Adrianichthyidae. Gene Ontology annotation, molecular function: DNA ligase (ATP) activity; DNA binding; ATP binding.